Molecule: messenger RNA, 880 nt
Organism: Anopheles cruzii
Lineage: Eukaryota; Metazoa; Arthropoda; Insecta; Diptera; Culicidae
Product: microsomal glutathione S-transferase 1-like
Exons: 3
Coding region: 307-765 (152 amino acids)
Cellular component (GO): membrane
Source: RefSeq, a predicted model, not a curated record
UGCCCGUGGGCUUUUCGGCUUAGUAGGCUCUGUGGUACCAAAAACCUUACAGCUACGCUCUAGACAAAAGUGCUAGUUACUUGUAGCCGUUGCAGCUGGGGAUUUCGAGGGGCCAACGAAAACGAUGAUGUUGCAAAUAUCUGUUUGGCAGCCUCUAUAGUCGAUAGUUCGCCAGUCGCACAUCAGUUACCACACGCAUCAACCAGCGUACGGUUGUGUUUCGCCCGAGCUUGAUCGCGCCGUAAAUUCAUAGGUUUCUAUCGAAAGCCCGAAAAACGUGAAAAGCUUGCAACAUUCCAUCGCACCAUGGCCGGUAGUCCCUUCGACAACAUCAAUCCCGAAGUGUACCGCGCGUACGUCUUCUGGUCGGCGGUUUUGCUAGUGAAGCUGUUCUGCAUGGCUCCGUUGACCGCCUUCAAUAGGUUUAAGAAUAAGGCAUUCGCUAACCCAGAAGAUACCAAUGCUAUCAGCAGGAAGCUGAAGCCCAAAUUGGACGAUCCCGAUGUAGAGCGUGUGCGAAGGGCCCACCUGAACGACCUCGAGAACAUUCUGCCGUUCUUCGUCGUCGGUUUCCUGUACCUGCUCACCGAUCCGGUACCGUUCCUGGCAAUCAAUCUCUUCCGGCUGGUGGCCGUGUCGCGCAUUGUGCACACCCUCGUCUACGCGGUCUUUGUCGUGCCUCAGCCGGCCCGGUUUCUGGCGUACAUGGGCGCCAUGGGGCCAACCGCGUACAUGGCGUUCCAAACACUUUUGCACUUCUUGUAGUGGGUGCUGCGACCAGCGCUCCUACCUGUCCUACGGUGGUGGUAUGUCUCCACGAAUGAUUGAUGUAAUAUCGUUGAUAAUAAAAUCAGGCGCCAUUUGGGCACGAAAUUAGCCA